Messenger RNA from Necator americanus (New World hookworm), 3144 nucleotides. RefSeq lists its product as uncharacterized. The coding region runs from base 1 to 3144 and encodes 1047 amino acids. The transcript is spliced from 29 exons. NCBI's taxonomy places the organism in Eukaryota, Metazoa, Nematoda, Chromadorea, Rhabditida, Ancylostomatidae. The record is from RefSeq and is a predicted model, not a curated record.
AUGGAUGAAUGCGGUCAACCACGCUCUCAAAAAGUAGAUAGCUUCUCAGCGGUUGAGCAACGUGCAGAUUUUUGGAAGGUUCGCAUUGUUCGACAAUGUUCCGGCAGUUCGAAGGUUUAUCUCUUCCCAUCUCUCCUGGAAUGGUUUAAUGAACGGCCGCAGUCAGUAUUAAAUAAUGCUCUUGUAAAAAGAGAGUCGCAGUUGGAUAUAGAAAUACCAGAGGUUCUGGCGACAUCUCCUCGUCCUUGUCCUGGACCAUACGUCAAUGGAGAUCCUCUAACAUUAUUUGUCGCUGGAAAUAUGACCACCAGGCCUUCUUCACAAGACAUAGUAGCUCAUUUACAACGAAGUUAUUUGGAGUUGUAUCAGCGUAAUGGACGUGAACUGGUUUCGUUGAUUGAUGCAAGUCUGCUUUUGAAUGAGGCUUCGUUUGCUCGAAAGAUCAGCGAGGAAAACAAUUACCAGCAUGAUUUGUUGCAACUUCAUCUUAAUCAAUCCACUCAUGAUAAAUGGGACAACCACAAGACUUCCGUAAUGCUUCGAUUAUCAUGUGGUGGUGUACCAUCGAAUGAAUUGUGGGAAGCAGCAACAAUCACCCGACUGAUUUGUGAUAUGAUGGCUGGGCCGAGAUCACGUCGUCGAUCUGCUGUUGCAGAGAUGGCUGCUAGUGGCUUGAAAUUAGAUGCUAUGGUUUUGGCCAAACUUUAUUUCCCAGAAGAUUACAUUUGCGAGCAGCUUACACGAGAAUGCUCUUGUCUAUUUCAAAACACUGUCAACGCGGAUGUCCUUGAAAUAGUCAGGUUGAUCAACAGUGCAGUAAAUCCAUUUUUUGAACGUCGCAUGCUUCGUUGUAUCGAUCAGUUAUGCUGCUAUCGAAUUCUGAGGAUUGACUUUGCCCUCAACGAACAUGCUCCACUACAGAGAAAAUUGGUUGGACGCUUGGAACUGGCACAACAUGUCCGCUUUGUAAUUGCCGACGCUCUAGCAUAUCGCAAUUUUGGUGCUGUAAUCGUUAUUGCGGAGAAUGCGACUGUGCACCUUGACAAAUAUUCCUUUUUUACCGGGGUUGAACAGAUUGUUUAUCCUUUGGCCAUGACGCUAUUGUCGGAAGCCGCCCGCACAAUUUUCCACGCAAAACCGGCAUCUAUUGGAUGGAAGAAACAGAGUGAUGUAUCGGACAAAUUAGGAUUAUUUUUGCAACGACAUCCUAACGGGUAUAUUGGAGGAUUAGUUGAAAUGUGGCUAAACCGUUCGGCUCUCGUGGAUAUCGCUGAAUCUAAUGACGUUUAUCGCCAGCGUAGUCUCCGCAGCUCAAUAGAGAGUAUAGCGAUUGUCCUUCGCGAGGACACUACUUUAAACCCCAUUUGUCGAGGACUUCUGAUUUUCGCUUGUGAUUUCGUUUGCUCGGUUCUUGAAGUUAUUUUUGGCCGUUCUUGUCCACGAAUUGAUGUACUGGUCGAGAAUCCAUACAUCGAUCGUCACACAGGCAUGAGCAUGAUUCGCAAGCUUAGUAGAAGAAUGCUAUGUGGACAUCCUGAUGAGCGUGUAUUGGUUGUACUCAGUCAGCUAUGUCCUGUUUCUAUGAUGGAGAGACAGGAUGCAAGCAGCUAUGGUUUUGUAGACUCCAAAGAAGACGUACUGGAGGCUCGGGAGAGUGUAGUGGAUUUCCAGAUCUCGAAGAUUCCAUCUUCCAUCGUUGAGCCUGUUCAUUCGAGUACUGCGAGUAGCGAAAUCGCUAUACAUGAUAGAACUCGUGAAUUGGUAAUGGUGUCUGAUGUUGAUCAUAAUUUUUGCGAAGGAAACGAUCAAUCGUUACGGAGAAAUACUUGCGCAUACACUGGUUCCUCUGAGUCUGAUCGCUGCGCUCCAGACAAUGACGACUUAGCAGAAAGCGAGCAAAGUUUGGAUCAAAAUGAUGUUUUGUCCGUUGCACCAUCUCGAUCAGUUUGCGAGCAAGUGGAGACAAUGAUGGCUGGAGUUAAAUAUUGCAAAGAACGAGAACUUGUCACCUCAGGAGCUGAGCAAAAAAUUCAUGUCGAUGAUGCUGAACAAUCUUCGGCGGAGGAAGCAGGAAUAACCUUUGAUGUUCCGCCCCUAGAGAGUAUUGGACAAGAUGAGCUGAGUUUGGCAGAUACUGUCGAAGUGAAUGCGCAAAUAGGUAGCAAGAGUGCAACAUUGAACCAAGAAAAUAAAAAAGAAGAUGAUGAGAAAGAAAGUUUCAAUCAAAACCACAACAAAGAAAAUAAACAAGACGAUCAUUUGUUGCAUGCUAUGGACUAUGGACAAGGAGUAACGCAGAGUAAUUUGUCUGAAAGUAGUUCUUUAACACCCACAAUGAAAACAUCAGAUGCGGUGGAAGAACACUCCAUUCCUGUAGAUGGAGUGAAAAAUUUGUCCGUGUCUAUUCCAAAGGUCUUCUUCACUUCUCCUUUGGACAGUGAUCUUGGUUCUUCGAAUACUUCAAGCGAUGAUGACAUUGCUGCAGUUCUUAAUCAUUCAUUGAGUACUAGAAUUAUCUCAGAAAAGAGCCAAACGAAUCCUGAAGGAAACGAAUUGGAAAUUAGAUCGACCACAGAAGAAGAGACGAAACAUUUGGAAUCAAGAAGGAACAUGAAACAUUUGGAACAAGGAAACAGUUUCGAUCAUGUGGGCCCAGUUAGUGACUCUGAUUCUUGUCUGCCUAACUCCUUAAAGUACGCUCACGGUGAUUCCAAGGAUGACCCUUGCGGCAACGAGAACUCUUGCGCUUCAGAGAAUAUUCAGGAACAGGUGGGUGUGGAAAGUGAAAGUGCGGAGGACGUCAAAGCUUUUCGUGUACAGAAAAAAUUCAUGUCCGGAGGAUUCGCCGUUCCUGAUUCACCUGCUGACUGUAAUUUUGGUUAUAUAACUUCUAAAAAAGAGGACACUACAUUUCGAGGUCAUUCUUUGUCCGAAGGAAGAAGUGGGUUUGAAAAUGAGGGGUCCUGCAGUUUCCGCGGAGGCAGACCCAACUACAGUGGUAUCGGCACCCGUUGCUCCGACAAAGGUAGCCUUCGAGACAGCAAUCGAAAUCAUGAAGGAAGUGGUGGGUAUCGUGGACGAGGUGGCUAUGGGGGUCGAAACAGAAAUAAUAACCGAAGUUUUGAGAGGCUUCCGUGGCAGUAG